AUGGAGCCGCCCCAAGAGUUGCGUAGAGGUUCCAACACAGCUGAUAACCGUGGCGGGCGGGUCCGUUCCCUGUACACAGCCCCUAUACUUCAGAGCCCUCCUGCCAACCUGGAAAAUACGCACAGCAGAACGUCGGGAUUUUCUUCGAUUCGUUACACCCAGGACCAAAACAAGACCAUGAAUGGUCUUGACCAAAACAUGCCCAAGGACCAGAACAAGGAGGGCGCUGGGUACCGGCUGCUGAAUAUGCUGAGAAUAACUCUCAAAGGGUCUGAAAUUAAAGAACCAGAAAUAACACCUGAAGUUCCAACUUUGAUACCAUUUGGGGAUGUGGUUGGCUGCAUUGCUAUUCAUAUAAAGAACUGCAGACAUUUCACGCCUAAGAUCCAUUUACAACAUUUCAAUAAUUUGUUCAUUCGCAUCUCUAUAAACAACAUUGUGAAAUGUACAAAAGUAUGUAGCUUGGCAUCCCAAAAUGGUGAAAAGUACACUACAGUUAAUUUUGAUGACACAAAGUACUUUUCUGUACAGGUUCCCAGGCGUCAAGAUGAUCAGCGGAAUAAUAUAUACUUGGAACUAAUGCAAUAUAGAAGUACAGAAAAAUAUCCUCUCUUACUAGGGAGUGUUAAGGUACACCUUUAUGAUGUAAUUCAGAAAGGGUGCUUUAUUGAAGAAUUUGAAAUGUUGCAUAAAAACAUGCCUAUCUGCAAGGUGGCGGUGGAAUUUAUGUUCUCCUAUGGAAACUUUGGUUAUGGAUUUUCACAUCAGUUAAAACCUCUUCAGAAAAUUAUCGAGCCAUCCAUGUUUAUGAAUAUUGCCCCACCUCCAGGAAGAAUAGAUCCUGUGACAAAUGUUAUUACACCACAACCGAUAGAGUAUCCAGCAUUCCUAUCCCCAGACCUGAAUGUUACUGUUGGGACGCCAGCUGUAGUGCCCAACCAGUCGUCUGUAGUGCGACUUGAAAAACUUCAGCAACAACCUCGGGAAAGGCUGGAAAAAAUGAAAAAAGAAUACAGAAAUCUGAAUACAUGGAUAGAAAAAGCUAACUAUUUAGAAAGAGUUCUUAACCCAAAAAUGGCCCAUAAAGAACUUAAGGUAAUUAACAUAAUACAUUCUCUACAUAUAACUUCUAAUACUUUUUAUUUUAAAAAGAUUCAGAAUAUACUGUAUAUAUAUUUCCCUCUUAUAAUGGAGGAAGUUGAAACUGUUCCAAGUGAGUUGCUGGAUAAUGAUGAUAAGAAAAGCCUGACUCUACCAACUCUGAACCAGUCAAAUCAAGAUAAUUCAAGUGCUGUUGCUCCUGAAAGUAAUGAAUCAACAAAGCAAACAGAUGAGUCAACAAAGCAAACAAAUGAAUCAACAAAGCAAACUCCAUUGCCUGUUAUUCCUAUCCUGAAAAUAACAGAGGAGAACCAAACAUCACCUCUAGAAGACUACCAAUCAGAAGCUGCGCUGGAGGGGGAAAAAAAUAUGUUCUUAACAUCAGAUGUAAAAUUGAAAGAUAGAUAUCCAAGGCUUUUAAAAACAGACUCAUCUUCAUCAGAGGUGAUUUUUUCACCAAAGGAAAACGUUAUACCAUAUUUCAGACCAGAAUAUAUAGAAUCCAAACCAAAAUAUCAGUUCCAGAAAUUCAACCUUAAGAAUGGUUUUGAUCCUUUUCUAAGGAAUAUAAGCAACAAAACAUCAGUCAGUAAAAGGAAAGACCAAGAUAUGUCCAAAUAUAGAAACACUUCAAGUGCAGAGAUUAUAGAGCAUGAAGACCAAGAUCCUCCUUACCCAACAUACUCAAAAACUGCAACACCUACUAAUAAAACCUGGCCCUGUGAUCCUGCCUGUGAUCCUGAUUUCAUCACAGUAAAGACUUUAGACACUAAGAAUAAUUUAGCCCGUGAUCCUAAUAUGACCACAAUAAAGACGUUAGAUACUAAGAAUAAGUUAAAAGAAAGACUAUCAAAUGUAUCUCUACCUAAUUUUGAAGGAGAAUCAUCAGUGACUGGAAAUGUGAAUACAUAUCACCUCUCAAAAUCAUUAAGUCUUACUCCCCACCUAGAAAAUUUAAAACAAUCAAUGGUGCUCAAGUCAAUUUUAAGUAAAAAUCUGCAAGACCUAGCAGAUAAAUUAUUUUCUAAACCAGAGAUUCCUAUGGACACUGAAGCAAGAAAGAAAAGUCCUAGUUCUCCACUUCUGAGUAUUCAUGAUGGAUCACAAAGUAGUUUGGAAAGUAAAGUAUUUGAAAAAGUCCAAGACUCAAAUAUCUGUCUUCCAGAAAAAGACAUGGUACAUUCAAAGUCUCUUUUAAGACAAGUAACUAAAGAUAUUCUUGCAGAUUUACUUGAAAGUGGACCAUCACUUGAAGAUGGACCAAGAAAUUCUCCAGAGGUAGAAAGAGCACUUGUUUCACCUCCAGGUGAUAAACACCUGGAGGCUGAUGAGAUCAAUUUUCCACUUACAAAAAAUAAUCUCCAGAAGCAUUCAAAAAUUGAAGUGUCUAGAUCCAAACCAGGUGUAAGUGACAUUGCACAUGAUUAUGUUAUAAAGCAAAUAUUCACAGCACCUAUCUUCUCAGAGUUGGAAGUAGGAGAGAAAGAAUCGAGCGAGACACCAGUAAAUUUGCAGAAUCAAUUACCCACAGCUUGGGAGAGUUUAUCUUCAAAUAUUCUACUUCAUUAUGAAGAAAACGAUGAUGAAAUAGAAUUGCCACAGGCCAAAUCUGUCAUAAGCCAGAUAAUACAAGCAUUUCCUGUAGAUACUCUUUUAGAAUCUGGGAUAAUCAAAGUGAUAGAGUUAGAUAAAGAAUAUCAGAAGGGUUCUGUGCAGGAUACAGAGACAGUCUUUGCUGAAGAAGAGCCGAAGUAUUCCACAGAGGAUUAUUCAGAAACCCAAAGAGGAACAGAAUCUCUUUUAGAGAAGAAUACACUCCUCAUUCCCAAAGAAACCACUUCUUUUAAUAGCAAUGAAUAUAUGGAUGAAGGUCAAAAUAUAUCCUUACAAGAUUCAAAAUAUCAGUCAACACCAGAUAAAAAAACAGAUAUGCUAAAUAAUAGUCAGAGGUUGAAUAGAGAAGAAAAUGAUCUAAAUUCUGCUUUAGAAAAUUUAAGUAACUCAUUAAUGGGUAAACUUAAUGACACAGAUGCAAUAAUGUUAAAAUCCUUUUUAAAACAUAUGUUUAAUAUUUUUUUCAAAUAUAAUCAGUCUGAAAGAAGACAACCAGGGAAAGAAUUAGAAAGACUAAUUCAGCAUCCUUUUCCAAAUAACACAGAAGACCUAGAAGAAAUUAGAGAGAAUUUUGAUAAAACAGAUAAAUUAGACAGAAAACCUAUGUUGAGUCCAAAGCUGUGUGUAUUUCUAGAAGAACUCUCGGAGUUAGAAAUUAAAAAUUUAAAAUCUGAACUAAGUAAACAUAUCCAACAUUACCUUGUAGAAAGACUUUCAGAAUCUGGACACAUCACCAAAGAAGACUUACCAAAAAUCUACCAAAAUCUGUAUUUGAUGAAUGAGAAAGUGGAACCAAAAGGGCAAAAUAUUUUUCUGGAAAAAUAUUCAGAAACUGUAAAAGAAAUCAUGUCUUUUGUAAAUAAUUUUAAUCAUCAUUUCAUAGAUAAACAUUUGGAAAUAAAGCUAAGAUCUUUCUUAAAUGAAAUUCUCCAAAACUAUUUCCUAAAAAACCUUUCAGAAAGCAGUUUAUUUAGAGAGACAGAAUCUGAGACUAUCAACUCAAACAUGUCUUCUCUAAGAACUAAAAGUGCCUCCAUAUCAUUUCAUGAGUUAGGACAAGAUAUUUCAAGGGGGAGUUUUGGGAAGAGACUUGAAUUAAACAUGAAAUACCCCUUAAAUAAAUCUCUACAAAACUAUCUUACAGGUUUAUCAGAAAAUGAACUAUUAAAUCUAAAAGCUGAUUUAAGCAAACACUUCCAGAGCCUUUUAAUAGAAAGACUUUCAAAAUCAGGACUAAUCACAGAAAGGCAAUUAGAGGGGCUCAACCAGUGUAUAAAUUUGAUCAAUUCUAGUUCCAUACCAUUAAAAUGUAUAAAGCCAGAUUUAUCUUCUAGAAAUGAAAACCAAUUUAUGGAGGAGAAUUCAGAAAAGCAAAAUAAAUAUUCAAAAAUUGUUCAAAAAACUACUCUACAAAAAGAUCCUGAGGGGAGACUUGUAGAAACAGAACUAACCAAAAAGGAAGAAAAGGAAUAUUUUUCCUUACAGAAUAUUAAGGAAAAUCCAUCAAUAAUUGGGGAACAGAAAAGACACUAUCCUAAAGAAGGAGCCAAACCCCUGAGAUUAAUUAAAGUACAACCUUCUUUCAUCAGAAAUACCCAAGCGAUUCCAUUAAAUAAGUCAUCAGAAAGACUUACAGAUAUAGUGCUUAAGAAACAAAGGAAAGAACAUGGUUUCAUGCAGCUUUCUCGAGCAGAAAAUUAUUUUAAAACAGAAAUUCAAGACUCACAUGGUUGGAGUGGUAAAUCAAAAGCAACUCAGUCAAAUAUUUGCCUUGAAAGGACACUAAAAAUGAAGUCCCUUGAAAAAAGGGAGCAUAAUCUCUAUAAACUGAUGGCACAGGAAAAACCGGAAGCAGUACUGUCUCCAUAUCCAAGAAUUCCUAAUUACGAAAUGUCAAGUGAAAAUGAAGAAUAUAUAUACAAAUACAAUUUUCCUUCCAGGCAGAAUAACAUUUUAAGUUAUUUCAGUUUAGAGGUUGGGGAGAAAUCAAAGCUAGAAGACCAGUAUAUUCAGAGGUUGAAAGGAAAUAAUAAUAAUAAUAAAAAACAUCUAGUAACAUUGGCACAAUACAGAAAAAUACAUACUCUUUCUGUACGGACAAAUGGAAUUUGUAAUGAAAAGCAUGCCAGGUUCCCUGAAUCACAGUCGUUUAAAUACAAAGGUGUGGAAGCUGAGAAAAACUCAAAACCAUCCCUCUUCCCAGAAGUAUUAAAGAGAGAAAAUCUAAAGCCCAAGGUCCGAAAAGAAAGAGACCAUGGCAACAAACAGAAGAAGUCCUUCAGCAAGAUGGUUAAGAUACUACCAGCCUCACUGCCCUCCGCGAAAAUUCUAAGGAAAUCUGUUCCAAGGACAUUGCUUCACUGGACCGCGAGAACAACUAUACAUGAUUGUUCGGAUAGAUUUGAGGAUAUACCCGUGACCUCAUUUAAGCAUGUUGAGCAAGCAAAAUCAAGAACAAGGCUUUUAGGAAAAAGCCCGGAUGAUAACCAUAAUCAGUUAAAACACUUUGCAAGACCGAAUACUGCUCCAGAGGUUCACAAACGGCGAGAGAGCUACAACGGAAAAUUAACAAGUCCUCGAAUGAUUUCAGCAGGCUUAGUUCACAUAAAUGAUGCAAUCCCAGAUUAUGAAAUCCAGAAAAUGAGGCAAAAAAAGAAAUUAAAAGAGAAUAUUGAAAAGUGUUCGUUCAUUUGUGAUAUUAUACAAAUGUUAAAAGUUCAGAAUAAUAUGUAA
Messenger RNA from Enhydra lutris kenyoni (northern sea otter), 5448 nucleotides. RefSeq names its product C2 calcium dependent domain containing 6 (gene CATSPERT). NCBI's taxonomy places the organism in Eukaryota, Metazoa, Chordata, Mammalia, Carnivora, Mustelidae. The coding region runs from base 1 to 5448 and encodes 1815 amino acids. The record is from RefSeq and is a predicted model, not a curated record. The transcript is spliced from 17 exons.